Cucumis melo (muskmelon) is the source of this 884-nucleotide messenger RNA. RefSeq names its product glycine-rich RNA-binding protein 3, mitochondrial-like. Gene Ontology annotation, molecular function: RNA binding. The transcript has 5 exons. NCBI's taxonomy places the organism in Eukaryota, Viridiplantae, Streptophyta, Magnoliopsida, Cucurbitales, Cucurbitaceae. The record is from RefSeq and is a predicted model, not a curated record. Bases 232 to 705 code for a protein of 157 amino acids.
AAAAGUUACUGUCCAAUCGAAUCAUUACACGUGAACCCCCAACAAAUAUCUUUCUCAUCCUACGGUCAAAAUUCUCCCACUUUUAAUCCAACGGUUUACAUAAAAGUUUCAGUGUCUAUUUAAAUCACUCUGCAAUUCUCCACCAUCACAAAACCCUACUUGAAUUGGGGGCUUAGGGUUUAAGACCGACAGUGAAAGGAAAGAAGAGGAGAACGAACAAAGGUCGUUAACAUGGCUUUCCUAAGUAAGGUUGGAAAAGUAUUUAGUAACAGUUCUGCAUCAGGGAUCCGAUCCCAUUUGCAGCCUUCUGUCUUUCAAACUAUUAGACUCAUGUCGAGUUCGAAAGUUUUUGUUGGAGGCCUUUCAUACAGUACUGAUGACCAAAGGCUGACGGAAACGUUCAACAAGUAUGGGGAAGUAGUUGAAGCGAGAGUGAUUACGGAUCGUGACUCUGGUAGAUCAAGAGGUUUUGGGUUUGUCACUUUCGGUGCCAGUGAAGACGCUUCUAGUGCUAUUCAAGCUUUGGAUGGACAGGAUCUCGAUGGUCGUCGCAUUAGAUGCAGCUAUGCUACUGAAAGAUCUAGUGGUGGAGGUGGUUAUGGAGGUGGUGGUGGCUACAGUGGAGGCGGUGGCGGUUAUGGCGGUGGCGGUUAUGGCGGCGGUGGCUAUGGCGGCGGUAGCAAUGGCUUUGGUGACAAGGCUUGAAGGAACUUAUCUAAUAUUUCAACAAAUGGGCUUUUUAAGUGUAAUGUCUAUGCUUCGUUGUACCGCCGGAUUAUAUAUUUUGUCUAUGUUCUUCAAUUUUGAAGAUAAUUCGUUACGAUUCAGAAUUGUUAGUGCCGUUGCGUAGGAUUUGAGAAUUAAAUGGACUACCCCUUCCUAUU